Molecule: messenger RNA, 3342 nt
Organism: Branchiostoma belcheri (Belcher's lancelet)
Lineage: Eukaryota; Metazoa; Chordata; Leptocardii; Amphioxiformes; Branchiostomatidae
Product: zinc finger CCCH domain-containing protein 3-like
Exons: 17
Coding region: 43-3342 (1099 amino acids)
Cellular component (GO): nucleus
Molecular function (GO): metal ion binding
Source: RefSeq, a predicted model, not a curated record
CAGAAUACCCGGAAGUGACGUCACCAGAAGGGAAAUUCCAUCAUGGCGGACCGAGAGAGGGAAGUUUUAGAAAAGCAGAUCAAAUGUUUGUCCAAUCUGAUCAGUACCCACAAGCAGCUGUCUGCCCAGGAGGGAGGGCGGGUACAGGGGCGGGGCAGGUGGAGACAGCACACCUGUGCACCUGUCGCCCCGCAGGGACAGGCCAGGCACAGGUACACCUGGAGCGCAUCUGGGAGCAGUACUCACCUGUCUGCACCUGCCUCCAGCACUCACCUGUCCUCUUCUGGUUCCACCCACAAACUGGUGAAAACAUCCACAGUCAGCAGCGGAAAAACAACAGUAACACCCUCCGUACCCAAACUGGUGAAAACGACGUCUGUCAGCAACACAAAAACCAUAUGCACAGCCUCCGCGUACAAACUGGUCAAGCAGACAGCACCCGUGUCUGGUCACAUGACUGUAACCACGGCGACCACAGGGUGCAGCUCAGGUCGCCCCACCUCCAAAGUUAUCCCCGUGAGCAGACCCAGUUCUAAAGUUACAGUAACUACUGCAGCUUCACAACAAGGCAGCUCUCAGUCUCAGUACAGAUGGACAACCUCUACUGCUGCCUCUGGGGUGGUACAGACAACAGCAGCACCUCCUAACAAAACCCUGAGAACUGCAGUCCCCACAGGUAAAGUUACAGUAACUACGGCAGCUUCACAACAAGGCAGCUCUCAGUAUAGAUGGACUCCUGCUGCUACAACCACCGUUGCCUCUGGGGUGGCAAAAAGAACUGCAGCGCCCCCUAACACAGCCCUGAGAACUGCAGUCCCCCCGGCUAACCCAAAUGUACAGAAACCUGCAGCAUCAGUAGUGAAGCCUGCAGCCCGUCCUGUGCUCACAGCUACAUCUGUUAGUGUUAAGUCACAGGCUGACUGUAUCGUUUCUACAAAGUACUCACUGAAGAAGGUUCCCUCCUCUUCGGCACAGCUUUCUCCAAGUAAAACUUCCACCCCGAGGAUGUCAGCUGUUGCCCAACCCCCCACCGGUAGGGUUCAGUCCAGUCGGUACAAGUUUAGGAAGACUGUUCCCGACUCAGACCCUCCCCAUGCCCACAGUAGUGCUGCCGACAUGGCGGGGACAUCUGGGGUGACGUCCAGUCGGUACAGACUGAGUAAAGUCGGACCAGCAGGAACAAACAGGACAGGAACACACCGGGGAGGUGUGAGGGGGAAAACUCCGUCUCCUAAAGUUCUCACAAGUAAACACAAGCUAAGACGUCACCCUUCCGCCGGGAGAGGAAGUGUUGUGUCUAAGACGUCCCCGGGUCUGAGUAAGAAGUCUCCCGCGGGGCUGGUGGCCGUCGGGAAGUACAAGCUGCGAGCGAAGCGAUCCCACUCGGCGGGCACGCGGCGCGGCGGCAGGAAGGCGGCAGGAGGAGUGGUCAGCAGGUACAGACUGGUCAAGCCGGACUCAGGCAGGUCAUCUGAGGACACGGGGACAGCAAAGUUCCCCAGCCAGGAACAGCUGAGAUGGACAAGGUCAAGUUCCGCUGGUGUCAUGGCGGAGCAGGGUCGGGUUACAGGCACCAGGAGGGGCGGCCGCUACGUCAUCCCCGGAACAGUCUCCACACCUGGGCUUGGCCGCCGUGUCAGUCGAUAUAAGAUCAUCAAGUCCUCCACAUCAGGUGCUGGCACCAGUUCAAAACGCGCGAGGCCAGACCCUCGGACAGCGCGUUAUUACGUAAAGACAGCAUCAGGAAAACUGCUGGUGAAGGGAGGAGUCGUGUACAAACUCAGCAGCAGUCGGCUCACACGGGCAUCACCACUCACCAGCCGCACUGCGCAGAAAACUCUCACUGACAAACCAGUCGGACAGAAAGUAGUGAAGGUGAACAUCCGCGGAGAAAAGUUCCUCCUAGACUCUAGCGGCAAGACUCUGACUCGAGUCAAGGAAAAUGCAGGGGGUUCCACCAAUGAGGCCGCGGGGACACGUGCCCGGGAGGAACCACCGCAGCCCAGGGGGGUGUCCAGGGUGGUGAUCCGAGGCGUCCCGUACAUCCGCACGGCGCCGGGAAAACUUGUGCGGUCUUCGGCGACCAACAAAGUCCAGGAGCUGGCCAGCCGUGCGGUACAGAGGAGCAUCCUGACCAGCCAGACGGCCCGGUACAGGAAAACCAACCGCCAGGCGGCCGCGCGCCAGUUCUGCAUGUUCUACAACCGCUUCGGCCGCUGUAACCGUGGCAACGACUGCCCAUACAUCCACGACCCCGACAAGGUCGCCGUCUGCACAAGGUUCUUACGUGGAACGUGUCCGGUGAAUGACUGCCCUUUCUCCCACAAGGUGGCACCUGACAAGAUGCCGGUGUGUUCGUACUUCCUGCGCGGCGUGUGUAACCGUGACGACUGCCCGUACUCCCACGUCUACGUCAGCCGCCACGCGCAGGUGUGCCAGGACUUUGUCAACGGCUACUGCCCCAGGGGGAAACAGGACUUCGUCAACGGCUACUGCCCCCGCGGCAAGCAGUGCUCAUCAUUCAGCCCACACCUGGUUUACCUGUGCCGGCCAGGAGAAGUUGGAUGGAUGUGUGCUGACCCCAGGGCCUUUGUUUGUCGGGACAAUGGACUUGCCUGGAUCGUGGGUGAUUUACUGCGACCCAGAGUCCCCCUGCACCGCAAGGUUACCCCCGGCACUAUUGUAAUUGUGAACUACACAGAGAGGCGGCCCUCGGGGAGCCCUGCUUCUCCGGCAAAGGGCUCCCCCGGGAUGCACAAAGAAGCACACGCUGGAGUGCCCAGACUUCAGCAGGACAGGUUCGUGCCCCCGCGGGGGGAGAUGCAGGAUGGUCCACAGGAGGAGGAGGGAGAAGAGGAGACGAUCAGAGGCUGGGCAGGAGACGGGAGAGCCUGCUACAUCACUCAGGUGAGGAUGGGGUACAGGCCUGCAGAAGGAGACUCAGAGCAUCAGCAGGAGUCUAAGGAAGAUUGUCAGGAGGAUUCUGAGGAGUCUUCUGAGGAGGAACCACCCAGGAAGGUCGCCAAACUUCCCUCCUUCAUCUCUCUGAGAGACGAGGAGCCAGUCGGCAGGGACGACACUACAGAACGACCAACCAGUCAAGGUCAGGAGAAUCUCCCAGCAUCCCCUGCACAGCCAGGUAGCCAAUCAGAAGGCAGCAGGGCUCCUGCGGAACCAGUGACAGUGAAACCUGACACCCCCGGUGUGAAACCUGACACCCCGCGGCACGCGCAGGCCGGCGGCGCCCCGCCUACCCCCGUGCCGAGCAAACAUGCCGCACCGCCCGGUCGUCAGCCGCACGGGCCCGCACCAGCCUGGGACAACACGGCCUUACACCACUAA